Molecule: messenger RNA, 1439 nt
Organism: Puma concolor (puma)
Lineage: Eukaryota; Metazoa; Chordata; Mammalia; Carnivora; Felidae
Source: RefSeq, a predicted model, not a curated record
GACUCCAGCGGACCCGGACACCUUCUUCACCCCGCCAUGGAGACCUCAGCGAAGAAGGAGCAGCAGCAGCCCGCGGAGGCCAAGAUCAGAAACCUGCCCUGGGUUGAAAAAUACCGGCCACAGACACUGAAUGAUCUGAUUUCUCAUCAGGACAUUUUGAGUACCAUUCAGAAAUUUAUUAGCGAAGACCGACUGCCACACCUGCUUCUCUAUGGUCCUCCAGGGACAGGAAAGACCUCUACCAUCCUAGCCUGUGCUAAACAGCUAUACAAAGAUAAGGAAUUUGGCUCCAUGGUCUUGGAGCUGAAUGCUUCAGACGACCGAGGAAUAGAUAUCGUUCGGGGACCAAUCCUGAGCUUUGCCAGCACAAGGACAAUAUUUAAGAAAGGCUUCAAACUAGUGAUCUUGGAUGAAGCUGACGCCAUGACUCAAGACGCCCAGAACGCCUUGAGGAGAGUGAUUGAGAAAUUUACCGAAAAUACCCGCUUUUGCCUCAUCUGUAACUAUCUGUCAAAGAUCAUCCCCGCCUUGCAGUCCCGCUGUACGAGGUUCCGAUUCGGUCCUCUGACUCCUGAACUCAUGGUUCCCCGCCUGGAACAUGUUGUAGAAGAAGAGAAGGUGGACAUAAGUGAGGACGGGAUGAAAGCACUUGUGACUCUUUCCAGCGGAGAUAUGCGAAGGGCUCUGAACAUUCUGCAGAGCACCAAUAUGGCCUUUGGGAAGGUGACAGAGGAGACCGUCUACACCUGCACUGGGCACCCACUCAAGUCAGACAUCGCCAACAUUCUGGACUGGAUGUUGAAUCAAGACUUCACGACAGCCUACAGAAAGUUGAAAACGCUGAAGGGGUUGGCGUUACAGGACAUCCUGACAGAGAUACACUUGUUUGUGCACAGAGUUGACUUUCCAUCUUCAGUUCGAGUACAUUUAUUGACCAAAAUGGCAGACAUUGAGUACAGACUUUCUGUUGGCACCAACGAGAAGAUUCAGCUGAGUUCCCUCAUAGCCGCUUUCCAGGUCACCAGGGACCUGAUCGUCACAGAGGCCUAAAUGCUGAGGACCAUUCGCCACCAUUCGCGGGCCCCACAGUGACUGGAGAAGAGGGGACUCUGACACGGGAUGAACUGCUGUGCGGGCUGGGGGAUGAAGCCAGUCACCCCACGUUUUGGAAAACUGUUCCAGACACGGGUGGGCAAAGGUUUAAAAAGUACCAUGUUUGUGUUUGGAGCAGGUAUAUACCAAACAGUUUUAAUAUACAGCUCUCUUAUUGCACUGCCCAUUUGUUUCACAGGAAAAGAGUAAAAUGCUUUCUUUUAGCCUUAAGGCUUUUUACCAUUCGAUUGCUUAGAUGGCAGGAAAUUGGCCUACCCCAUUUUGGUCUAGAACAAAAGGCUUCCAAAUCUCAUGUGGUACCAGUGUCUUCGAUUACUCAAGGUAAA